AUGGGUGUUACUGGCCUUUGGACCGUUUUACAACCCUGCGCGCGGCCGAUUAAGAUUGAGACGCUGAACAAGAAACGACUGGCUGUCGAUGCGUCCAUCUGGAUCUACCAGUUCCUCAAAGCCGUGCGCGACAAGGAAGGAAAUGCGUUGCGGAACAGCCAUAUCGUCGGCUUCUUCCGCCGAGUAUGCAAGCUACUUUUCAUCGGCAUAAAGCCUGUGUUCGUCUUUGACGGGGGCGCCCCGGCCCUGAAGCGACAGACUAUCCGCCACCGGAAGUCGCGCCGGGAGGGCAGACGAGAUGAUGCACUCAAGACAGCCGGGAAGUUGUUGGCAAUACAGAUGCAGAGGGCUGCGGAGGAAGAGGAUAGGAAGAGGAAGGAAGCUGCCAAACAUCCACGGGAAAACCAGCAAGACGAGGAGAUACCUGAAAACUUGGUCUAUGCAGACGAACUACUCAAAACGCCCCAGGAACGGACUCAGAACCACACAUUCAAAAGAAAAGAUCAAUAUCAUUUGCCAGACCUGGGAAAGUCCAUGUCGGAAAUGGGCGCUGCGAACGACCCCAGAGUCAUGUCUCUAGAGGAACUGGAAGAGUAUGCACGGCAGUUCGAUAGAGGCGAAGAUAUCAAUGUUUAUGAUUUCUCCAAGAUCGACUUUGAUGGCCACUUUUUCCAAAGUUUGCCACCCGCCGAUCGCUAUAAUAUCCUGAACGCAGCCAGGCUGCGAAGUCGGCUGAGGAUGGGUCACUCGAAGGAACAACUCGAUGCAAUGUUUCCCGACAGAAUGGCGUUCUCCAAGUUCCAGAUUGAGCGUGUGCGCGAACGUAAUGAACUUACGCAACGCUUGAUGAAUCUCAACGGCAUGAACGAUGAUGCCUUUGGAAGUGGUGGUUUCAAUCGCGUUGCUGGUGAGAGAGACAGGGAGUAUGUCCUUGUAAAGAAUGACGGGGUUGAGGGUGGUUGGGCCCUUGGAGUGGUCUUGAACAAGGAAGCUGGAAAAGCCCACAAACCAAUCGAGGUAGAGCCGCCACAACCCCCAGCUAAAGAUGAUGAUGAAUGGGAAGACGAUGAAGAUUUUGAGGACGUGCCAAUUGAGGGCUUGAAUCGACUCCCUAAACCUAAAGCAGGAUUGAGUGCCCAGGAAAAGGAAGGUCGUGAAUUCAUUGCAAAUGAGUUGGCAACACGGCGUCGGCGGCUUUACAGAUCAAGGAAGGAAAUGCCAAAGCAGUCUGCGCCCAAGAGGGCCGUGCCUGUGGAUCAAAAUCCCGAUUCGUUGUUCCUUGCUGAUGACAACGACGACCAAGACUGGAUGGACGUGCAUGUUAGUGGCAGCAAUAAUUUGGCCGAGGAGGCGGGCGACGAACUUGAGAACGAACAGUUGCAGCAAGCGAUUGCAUUGUCAAUGCAAUCAGGAGUACAACAACAUCAAGAAACUGCUGAAGAGUCUGAAGAAGAUCCAGUUCGCGAGGUUUUUCAACAAAGGCGUGCUGAAGAAACUAAUCCCUUCGCCAGGACCAAGGGCUCUGGACUUGCUAUUGGAAGGCUUGCCAAUCAACGAAGUAGCAAACUAGCUACGAAGGGCCCUUUUGAAGGUAGUGAUAGCGAAGAUGAGAUGGACCUUCAGGGUGCGCUUGCAGAGUCUCGCAAGUCAAAACGUCCUACCAACGUACAAAAACCAUCCUCUCAAUCUAACGCUCAGAAUUCUUCAUCAACUGUCGAAUCUGCGCCAGGAAAGAUCAACUCCUCGGGCUUCGAUGGGCCUCUUCCGUUUGAGAGACUCAAUUUGGGUAACUCCCUGCUUGGCAAGAAAAAGAUGGAAAAGUUGGAGGCUGAGAAUGCUGGAGGCUUCGAGAAAAACUACGCAGAGGAAAAAAAGACCGCAGCACCACUUCCGCCUUGGUUCAACGCGUCACGGGAUAUUGCUUCAGAAGUCAACUCUCAACGACAAGAAGAGAAGUUGUUAUGGGAGGAAGCUCGUCAAGAAGAAAAGAACAGGUUCCAGUUCCAAGAACUCCCGAGUUUGCGCAAGCAAGAUACAAAGGAAGUCAUUGACCUAGAUGCACCCGCGAGUCAAAGCCAGAAGCAAGUGAUAGCGAUCGACUCAGAUGAAGAUGCUGAUGCCCAGAUGGAGGAUGUACAAACUAGAGAAACUGAGUUGAAGAUGGGUGAUCUGGCCGACAAAGUUAGAGCAGAGCCACCAAAACCGCUUUUCUCUCAUCAGCCAUCGCCACCUCCUCAAGAUCCUGCCUUGCUGAAGAAGAUUCCAUUCGCCGAGGAUUCUGAUGAACAGCCAGUGGACUGGUCGGAGAGUGAGCCGGAAGACGAAAAGCACGCGCGACAGAAAGUAACAAGCGAUGUGGAGCCAAAGUCAGAGGCACGGCAAGCUUCUGAAACUCCAUCUGACGAAUUUGAAGAUGAUGUACCUUUGCAAGGUGAAACUAAUUCAGCGCCCGAGCAGUCAAAGUCCCCAUCGCCUGAAUUUGAGGACGUCCCGAUUAGACAGGAAAAGCCGCGUCAACCCCAAAGAGAGUUUUCGCCAUUACAGGGUCCAGAAGACCUUACCAAGCCAAUUGUCCCAUACAGUGGCGUUGCUGACGACAGUAUUCCUAUGGAUAUUGCAGAAGGUAAUGAUUCUGACCAAUACUCUGAUCCAGAAGAUGAAGAGCUAUUUGCAUCUCUCGCCAAAGAGGCAGAAGAGCAUGCCCGGUUUGCCCAGGAACUAAGCAACAACACCGCCGCACGGGUAGACUUUGACGAAGAACUCAAGCAACUACGUGCUCAGCAGAAAAAAGACCGUCGAGACGCCGACGAAGUCACACAAACAAUGAUUUCCGAGUGCCAACAGCUCCUCGCCCUAUUCGGCCUCCCAUACAUCACCGCGCCCAUGGAAGCCGAAGCCCAAUGCGCCGAACUUGUUAACCUAGGCCUCGUCGACGGCAUCGUAACCGACGACUCGGACACGUUCCUCUUCGGCGGCACCCGCGUCUAUAAAAACAUGUUCAACGCCGCCAAAUUCGUCGAAUGCUACCUCUCCUCCGACCUAACCUCUGAAUUCAGCCUCACCCGCCAAAAACUAAUCGACAUCGCCCAACUCCUGGGUUCCGACUACACAGAAGGCAUACCGGGCAUCGGGCCCGUGACCGCACUAGAAAUCCUCUCUGAGUUUCAAGAUCUGACCGCGUUCAGAAAGUGGUGGGACGGCGUACAAAACGGGUCUAUCAAAAAAUCCGACGACGCCCAAUCGUCGUUUCGACGACGCUUCCGUAAAAAUCAAGCUACUAAGCUUUUCCUACCUGCUUCUUUUCCAGACCCAAGGGUAGCAGACGCAUAUCUCAACCCAGAAGUCGACUCCAGCCCCGAGCCCUUCCAAUGGGGCGUCCCCGAUCUCGCUGCUCUGCGCGCGUACCUCAGUUCGCAGAUUGGAUGGAGCACCGAGCGCACGGACGAGGUGCUUGUGCCUGUUAUCCGCGAUAUGAAUCGUAGGGAGAAGGAGGGGACACAAGCGAAUAUUACGAGGUUUUUUGAGGGGAGUGUUGGGGCGGGGGCGUUUGCACCGAGGGUUAGGGGGGCGGAGGCGGGUGGGCCGAGUGGGAAGAGGAAGGGGAAGGGUGCUGCGGGGAAGAGGUUGGGGGCUGCAUUG
Messenger RNA from Bipolaris sorokiniana ND90Pr, 3639 nucleotides. RefSeq lists its product as uncharacterized. Gene Ontology annotation, cellular component: nucleus. The transcript has 2 exons. The record is from RefSeq and is a predicted model, not a curated record. The annotation marks the transcript as partial. Gene Ontology annotation, molecular function: DNA endonuclease activity; single-stranded DNA binding. Gene Ontology annotation, biological process: nucleotide-excision repair. Lineage: Eukaryota; Fungi; Ascomycota; Dothideomycetes; Pleosporales; Pleosporaceae.